GAAAAGGAGAGAGAGAGAGAGCGAGAGAGAGAGAGAAGAAAAAAAUGUCAUUAGAGGAGGCGUAACACGUCAGUCCGUCCGCAGGUUGGUUUCCUGGAGUGGCUGAAAGGGAUCAGUCCCAACCUGCGCGCCAGGAAUAACGCUGCUCCAGCUACAGCCCGGGCUUUUUACCCUUUUUGCCACAUUUUACCCCACGGAUCCGCUUUCUUCCCCCUCUUCCAAAAAAAGCCCCGCCACGGCUGCUCUACAAACCCCCCUUUUUUCUUUCCUUUUUUUAUAUUCCUUGCAACCAGCUCGACUAAGACAAACGUAAACAACAAGAGACUGAGGCUGCGCGCUGCUGACUGACUGACUGAAGGAGUCGCGUCCAUGCGAGCUGCUGCCAUCUGAUCCAGACACACACAUCCACACACACACACAUCCACACACUCACACACACACUCCCCAUCAAUGAGGCAGCAUAUCAUGGCGGAUGGGCCCCGGUGUAAGCGGCGAAAACAAGCCAACCCGAGGAGGAAAAACGUAUUGAACUAUGAGAACGUGGUGGAGACGGGAUCAGAGACAGAGGAAGAAGACAAGCUGAUGGUGUCUGAGGAGGACGUCCUGCUAAACGGGGUCGGGAGCCCGGCCAGCUUGGCCAAUCACGAGCCGGCAGCGCCCCCGUCGCCGAGGCUGGGACAUGCGCUAAUGUCGAAGGCUGAGGAAGAGGACGACGAAAUGAGGGACAGCGGUGUGGAGCACGUUUGGCAUGAUAGUGACAUGCUGAGAGCCUCAGUCGAUGGUACCGAUGAACUAAAAGAUGACUUUGACAGCAUGGGGCCCGAUGCCACUUUACAGCCAGUUGGGAACGGUACAGUAAAGAGCAUGGACUGCACGUCCGAGUUCGAGGAGUUCUUCGCUAAGCGGAAGAUGCCCGACAGCGAAAGUCACGUGGUCAGCAUCGCCGAAUACCUCCAGCGGGGCGACACGGCCAUCAUCUACCCCGAGGCUCCCGAGGAAAUCGCCCGCCUGGGGACCCCCGAGGCCACGGGACCCGAAGAGAACGACCUGCCACCUGGAACUCCAGAUGCUUUUGCCCAACUGUUGACCUGCCCCUACUGUGACCGGGGCUACAAGCGCUUGACUUCCCUGAAGGAGCACAUCAAGUACCGCCAUGAGAAGAACGAGGAAAACUUCUCCUGCCCCCUGUGCAACUACACCUUUGCCUACCGCACUCAGCUGGAGAGACACAUGACCACGCACAAGCCUGGACGCGAUCAGCACCAACUGCUGAACCAGGGAGCUGGCAACCGCAAGUUCAAAUGCACAGAAUGUGGCAAGGCCUUCAAAUACAAGCACCAUCUGAAGGAGCACCUGCGGAUCCACAGUGGUGAAAAGCCAUACGAAUGCCCAAACUGUAAGAAGCGCUUUUCUCACUCCGGCUCGUACAGCUCUCACAUCAGUAGUAAGAAGUGCAUCGGCCUGAUUACGGUUAACGGCAGAAUGAGGAACAAUAUAAAGUCUGGCUCCUCUCCGACCUCUGCUUCUUCUUCGCCCACCAACACCGCCAUCACCCAGCUGAGACACAAGCUUGAGAACGGCAAGCCCCUUGGUCUGCACGACCAGUCCAACCACCUCAACAUCAAAUCCGAACCACUGGACUUCAAUGACUACAAGCUAAUGAUGGCCUCUCACGGCUACGGUACACCUGGGCCUUUCCUCAAUGGUGGGAUGGGUGGAGGGAGCCCACUGGGUGUCCACAACUCCCAGAGUCCCCUGCAGCACUUAGGGAUGAGCAUUGAGGGACAGAUUCUGGGGUACCCACCACUAAGCAACAACCUGAGCGAGGUGCAGAAGGUUCUCCAGAUUGUCGAUAACACAGUGUGUCGACAGAAGAUGGACUGCAAGCCGGAAGAGCUCUCUAAGCUGAAGGCCUACAUGAAGGAGCUGGGCUCCCAGAUUGAGGAGAAGAAGCAGGGCCUGGGAUCCCCUGGUGGCCCCCAGACAGGUCUUCCAGUCGUCAGUCACAACGGCGCCACCAAAAGCAUCAUCGACUACACACUAGAGAAGGUCAACGAAGCCAAAGCUUGCCUCCAAAGCUUGAAUACAGACUCUAAGAGACAAAUUAGCAAUAUCAAGAGGGAGAAGUUAAACCACACAUUAGAUUUAGGUACGGAGGAAAAGAUGCACGAGAACAACCUUAUGUUUACACCCUUUUCUUGCCAGUAUUGCAAAGAAACCUUCCCAGGUCCCAUUCCCUUGCAUCAGCACGAGAGGUAUUUGUGCAAGAUGAACGAGGAGAUCAAGGCGGUGCUGCAGCCCAGUGAAAACAUCACGCCCAACAAGCAGGGGAUGUUCACGGAGAAGCACGCCCAUCUGCUCUCUUCCAUUAUCUCUGAGAAGGGCAUUACCAGCCCCAUUAACCCAUACAAGGACCACAUGUCAGUUCUCAAAGCAUACUUUGCCAUGAACAUGGAGCCCAAUUCAGAGGAACUACUGAAGAUCUCCAUAGCGGUCGGCCUUCCUCAGGAAUUUGUGAAAGAGUGGUUUGAGCAGAGAAAAGUCUAUCAGUACGCCAAUUCCAGAACUCCUCCUUUAGAUAGGAACAGUAUGCUGGAGGUGGGUCUCCCUACCACUAACCACACCCCCAACAAAGACUCCAUGAACGCUCGGUCUCCGCUGUCUUUGAUCAAACCAAUGGACCGGAUCACAUCGCCCUCCAUUGCCGAGCUCCACAACAACAUUAACAACUGUGAUGCUCCCCUCAGGCUCUCCAAAACCCCCCAGUUCCCAGGGUCUAAACAGCUCGGAGAGAAGUUGGACCACUCCAGAAGCAACACGCCGUCGCCUCUCAACCUAUCCUCUGCCUCCUCCAAGAACUCCCACAGCAGCUCCUACACACCCAACAGUUUCACGUCCGAGGACUUGCAGGCUGAGCCACUGGACCUCUCGCUGCCGAAGUUCAUGAGGGAACCCAAGUACGUGCUUACCAUGAAGAGUCGGCCCAAGCUGAACAGCGUCCCCUUGGACCACAAUCCCAUUAUGUCGCCCCGGGAACACCUGGAGGAGCCUCUGAACCUCGCCUACCUGUCCAAGAAGGAGUUCGGCAGCCCUAACGGCAACCUGGACAAAAGCACUAGCCCCAUGUUCGGCAUUAACCCCUUUGCAGGCAAACCCCUGUAUACCUCCCUGCCGCCUCAGAACGCCUUCCCCCCGGCCACCUUCAUGCCCCCGGUACAGGCCAGCCUCCCAGGUCUCCGGCCCUACCCCACACUGGACCAGAUGGGCUUCCUUCCACACAUGGCCUACACUUACGCCACGGGAGCGGCCAGCUUUGCCGAGAUGCAGCAGCGAAGAAAGUACCAGCGGAAACCAGGGUUCCAGGGGGAGCUGCUCGACGGCACGCCAGACUAUCUCUCCGGCCUGGAUGACAUGACAGACUCAGACGCCUGUCUGUCCCGGAAGAAGAUUAAGAAAACAGAAAGUGGUAUGUACGCGUGUGACCUUUGCGACAAAACAUUCCAGAAGAGCAGUUCCCUCCUAAGACACAAAUAUGAGCACACAGGUAAACGGCCGCACCAGUGCCAGAUCUGCAAGAAGGCGUUCAAACACAAGCACCACCUGAUCGAGCACAGCCGGCUGCACUCCGGCGAGAAGCCGUACCAGUGCGACAAGUGCGGCAAGCGAUUCUCUCACUCGGGCUCGUACUCGCAGCACAUGAACCACCGCUACUCGUACUGCAAGCGCGAGGCGGAGGAGCGCGAGGCGGCCGAGCGCGAGGCGAGGGACAAGGGCCACCUGGAGCCCACCGAGCUCCUGAUGAAGAGGGCGGCUUACCUGCAGGGCCUGAGCCCAGCCGGCUACCCGGAGCGGCCCGAACGCGAGCCCAUCCUGAGGGACGGCAUCAACGGGGGCGCCAGAGAGCGCACGGCCAAAGAGGUGGAGGAAGCGGGGGGCGUGGCUUACGGAAAGCUGGGCCGGAGGGAGGACGAGUUCGAGGAGGACGAGGAGGAGAGCGAAAACAAAAGCGUAGACACGGACCCUGACACGGCGCGAGACGAGGAGGAGGCCGCCGAGCACUCGAUGGACGACAGCUCGAUGGACGGCAAGACGGAAACCAAAUCCGACCACGAGGACAUCAUCGAGGACGGCAUGUAAAGAAAGACUAAAGACUACUGUAGGCUCUAUAAGCUCCGCCCAACCUACUCCAUCCUAUCCAUCGUACGUACUCUGCUUCUCCCCCUUCUCUACUCCAUCCAACUCCUCAACAGCUUCAGUUUACGCCCCCUGGUGCACUAACCCGGCAUAUACUCCACAAGCAGACAAGCAUGGACUGGAGCUGCUGGAUCCCUGUUAACUCCACCCACUUCUGAGAGACGGGAAUUUUUUUUUUAUGGAAAUCAAAUCAAAUUAAACAUAAAAAAUGGACACUCCGCAUACAAACAGGUGUCUGACCUUAUCACAAGGUCUGGGGAAGUAAAGGGGCGGGGACAUGACGGGAAGCGAAAGGACAGGACAGGAGGGGAGGGGCUGACGGGUUUUUUUGUUUGUUUGUUUGUUUGUUCGUUCGUUUGUUCAUUUUCUUAUUUUGUAAGAAGCUGCAUUAUGCAAAAAUGAAAAAUAAAAUGAAAUACAGUUUUAAAAAUUGUACAGUAUUAAGGCCUAAAAAAUAUGUGUGGUGCUACCAUCCUAAAAAUAAAAAAACCCUGUGUUCCAUAGUAUUUAUAGCACAAAACUAGUAACUUGUACAAAAUUGCACUCCGCUAUUAUCACUACAAAAAUAAUAAAAAGUAUUGCCUAUGUAUAUUUAUACAGUGUUGAGGAAGAAAAAAGAGAAGAAGAAUAAGAAGAAAAAGAAGAAGCUGCAGCGAGGGCUGCAGUUUUUCUUUUCUUUUUUUGUCAGGUUUUUUUGUCAGUAUUAUGAAUUCUCUCUCUCCCACUGUGCCCUCUGCCGUUUUAGCCCCAGUGUUUACUCAGCUAGCAGCACACACACACAUCCACACACACACACAUACACACACACACUCUUUUAGGCCUCCAAAUUUACUCUAUGUGAAGGACGAAACUUAAAAAAAAUUAUAUAUAUAUCUAUAUUAAUAUCUAUCUGUUUGGGUUUGAAGACGUUUGUAGUCUUAAACAGACGGUGUAGAGGAAGUGUAAAGGUCCGAGCUGAGAGAUGAAGGAAGGAAGACGGGACUAAUGAAGGAAAGAAAGCCUUUGUAAGGUUGUUACAUUUUUUUUUAUUUUUUUUUGUAUUAGAGAAGAUUAAAGAAAAACAAAGCCUUAUAUGCAAACCUUUUAAUCUGUGUGUUUCUACAAGUGCCAUCCUUGUACAGCGUUGCAGGAGGGUGACGUGGUGUUGCUCUCGCCAGCAUCAGUAUUUAAAGACUCCUCGGAUAAAAAAAAAAAAGCACCCAUCUCAGUAUUAGCAGAGUAGGCACCAGUUCUUUAGUUUACAUCAUGUUUGUGCAAUUUUUUCUCUUUCGUUGCUUUUAUAUUGUUCUUUUUUUUCUCCAAUUCCUUUGUCAGUAUUACACCAAACCAUUUCGCUACAACAACGAAAAAAAAGGAAAAAAAAAAAUCAGUUCAUUUUAUUUGUAGGUUUAAAAUAACAUUUUAUUUAUGUGGCCCAUUUUGUAUUUCCUAAUUUUAUUUAUUUCAUACUGUAGUGUACAGUAUUAUAGUUCUUCAAUAUAUAGAUAUAUUUUAGUAAAAUGGAACAUGAUCAUUUGGGCAAAUUUUACGUAAAGAGAGCAUUUAUUGUGUUUUGAAAACAUUAAUUGUGAAAUGCGAAUUUUCAGCUUAUGAUAUUUUUUUUUUGUUGUUGUUUUUUUUUUCAUUAUUUUUUUUUUUUUCCAGUUACUGAAAAUUCCAAAAUUUGGGAACUUUUGAUACAAUAUUGUGAGAACACUGUAUUUUCGACUGAAAAAAAAAAUAUUCCACUUUCUUCAUCUUGUUUUUUUUAAGCUAAAAAAAAUGAAGAGGGACUGUUAAAAAUACAAUGUAUGAUAUCAUGACAGAAAAAAAAGAAUCUUUCCUGAAAUGUCUUUGUAAAAGUAUUAUUGAAUUUUUAAUUUGUAAUUCCUCUUGGAAAUGACCAUGCUCGAAUAAAAGUAGCCAAAUUAAAGGAA
Messenger RNA from Astyanax mexicanus (Mexican tetra), 6110 nucleotides. It is a transcript of the gene zeb2b, whose product is annotated as zinc finger E-box binding homeobox 2b. The record is from RefSeq and is a predicted model, not a curated record. NCBI's taxonomy places the organism in Eukaryota, Metazoa, Chordata, Actinopteri, Characiformes, Acestrorhamphidae. Gene Ontology annotation, biological process: regulation of transcription by RNA polymerase II; anatomical structure development. The transcript has 10 exons. Gene Ontology annotation, molecular function: RNA polymerase II cis-regulatory region sequence-specific DNA binding; DNA-binding transcription factor activity, RNA polymerase II-specific. Bases 451 to 4137 code for a protein of 1228 amino acids.